This is a messenger RNA of Cannabis sativa, 1737 nucleotides long. RefSeq names its product UDP-glycosyltransferase 91A1. The record is from RefSeq and is a predicted model, not a curated record. The coding region runs from base 181 to 1584 and encodes 467 amino acids. Gene Ontology annotation, molecular function: UDP-glycosyltransferase activity. Lineage: Eukaryota; Viridiplantae; Streptophyta; Magnoliopsida; Rosales; Cannabaceae. The transcript has a single exon.
AUAAUAAUAUAUUGAUACCACCAUUGUAAUGCGCGACCGAACUAAUAUGAAAAAUAUUACAUUUCAAGAAAAAGAGAUUAAAAAGAUCAUCACAAUCUUCUGAGAGCUUUUCACAUAAAGCCAUUAUUACAACAGAACGAGCUGAGAGACAAAAAAAAUUCAAUUGAAAAAAAUACGUAGAUGGCUCCUUCACGAACUGAAAAAACGUUAAUGGCGAAGGACCAAGUCGACAGUAAUAAGCUUCACAUAGCCAUGUUCCCAUGGCUGGCCUUCGGUCACAUACUUCCCUACCUGGAGCUUGCCAAGCUAUUUGCUCAAAAGGGUCACCGAAUCUCUUUCAUAUCAACCCCAAGAAAUAUCCAACGACUUCCAAAGCUCCCUCCAGAUCUAUCACCUUUCAUAAACUUGGUCAACCUUCCAUUACCAUCAUCAUCAGAGUUUAAUCUCCCAAACGAUGCAGAAGCAACCUCUGAUAUGUCCAGAGAACAAGUCCCAAUCCUCAAAAGAGCCUACGACAGUCUCCGAGACUCCCUUUCCGAUCUUCUUCGCUCUUCCAAACCAGACUGGCUCCUAUUCGAUUUCGCGGCUUAUUGGGUACCGGAUAUGGCCCGAGAUAUCAAUCUUCGAAAUGCAUACUUCAGUAUAUUCAACGCUGCUUCUCUAUCAUUUAUCGGUGCAGAGAUCCCUGAUACCCGCACCGAGCCUGACCAUUUCAUCGUCCCGCCAAAGUGGGUCCCCUUUCCCUCAAAAAUUGCGCUUCGGAGGUUUGAGGUAUCCAAAAUCUUCGACGACUUGAGUGGCGGCGACGGAGACGUUUCAGUCGUCUACCGCAUCGCUAAAUCGCUCAGAGGUUGCGACGUGGUGGCCGUGAGAAGUUGUUGGGAAUUGGAGUCAGAGUGGUUAAACCUCAUGGCACAUAUUCUGGGAAAACCAGUUCUCCCCAUCGGUCAACUUCCACCGACACCAUACGCCGGAGAAGUCAACGACAGCUGGAAGAAAGCAAAGGAGUGGCUUGACCUCCAACCGAAACGCUCUGUUGUAUACGUAGCGUUUGGGAGUGAGGUUGUACUGAGCCAAGAUGAACUCAAUGAGAUGGCUCUGGGCUUAGAGCUUUCUGGCUUUCCAUUUUUCUGGGUGCUAAGGGGGCAUUCAGUGGAGCUUCCAACGGGGUUCGAGGAUCGAACAAGAGGACGUGGAAUAGUGUGGAGGAGUUGGGCUCCUCAGUUGAAGAUUUUGGGUCAUGAAUCGGUCGGGGGAUUCUUGACUCACUCCGGGUGGAGUUCGGUGGUGGAAGCUCUUAAGUUUGGGAUACCCCUUUUGCUGUUGACCUUCACAAACGACCAAGGUUUGAAUGCCAGGCUUUUGGAGGAGAAAAUGAUUGGAUAUUCCGUUCCAAGAGAUGAAAUCGACGGGUCCUUUACCAGAGAAUCAAUGGCCAAAUCGUUGAAGGUAGUGAUGGUUGAAGAAGAAGGGGAGGUUUAUAGAGAGAAGGCGAAGGAAAUGAGUCCCAUAUUUGGAGACAUGGGAGUGCAGAACAAGUAUGUUGAUGAGUUUCUUGCAUAUCUUAAGUCUCAUUCAAUUUGACAAGUUAUGUUUUAUGUAAUAUUUUGAACACAUUAUUAUAUCUAUACAUAUAUGUAUGUGUGUUCAUUAAAAUUAUUAUUAUUACGUAGCACUUGUUUAAAUGAAUUACAUUUGUAUGACUAUGUUAUUUAAAUCCAUUCAACUUUUUAUUAA